Molecule: messenger RNA, 1512 nt
Organism: Akanthomyces muscarius
Lineage: Eukaryota; Fungi; Ascomycota; Sordariomycetes; Hypocreales; Cordycipitaceae
Exons: 3
Coding region: 1-1512 (503 amino acids)
Biological process (GO): transmembrane transport
Cellular component (GO): membrane
Molecular function (GO): transmembrane transporter activity
Source: RefSeq, a predicted model, not a curated record
AUGAGUCGCGAUCAACGCAACCCUUCUACCGCCGGCUCUGACAGCCUCAAAGGCGGCGCCUCGGUGCAGGCCGCCUCCCACCAUACUGAUACUCCUACCGACGGCGAAUUUAUCUUUGAUCCGAAGCUCGAGAGCCGACUACGAUGGAAGAUUGACAUGUGCAUCGUACCUAUCGUCGCUAUUCUCUAUCUUUUUUGCUUCAUUGACCGCGCCAACCUUGGUAAUGCCAAGAUCGCCGGCAUGGACCGGGACCUCGGCAUGAAAGGCUACGACUACAACAUGAUUAUUUCCAUCUUUUACAUAUCAUAUAUUCUCUUCGAGAUCCCCUCCAAUAUUCUUUGCAAAUGGAUUGGCCCCGGCUGGUUCAUCCCCGUCCUGACAUUGCUCUUCGGGGUCGCUUCCGUGGGCACCGCCUUUGUCAAGACUGUGCCCCAAGCCGCCGGCGUUCGCUUCCUGCUCGGCAUAUUCGAGGCCGGCAUGAUGCCGGGUAUUGCCUACUACCUCUCCCGCUGGUACCGUCGAUCGGAGCUGGCCUUUCGCCUGUCUCUGUACAUUGUCAUGGCGCCGCUGGCCGGUGCCUUUGGCGGACUGCUGGCCACCGCCAUCCUAAAGCUGAAGAGCUUUGGUAGCCUGGAAAGCUGGCGCAUGAUUUUUGCCAUUGAAGGCAUCAUUACCAUCGGCCUCGGCAUUGUCGCUCUCCUUGUGCUCACCGAUCGUCCGGAGACUGCCAUCUGGCUCAGUCCCGAGGAAAAGAAGCUCGCCAUAGCCAGAGUUCGGUCGGAGCGCAUUGGCAGCACGCAGGUGCUCGACAGAAUCGAUACAAAGAAGCUGAAGCGAGGCAUCUUCAAUCCAAUCACACUGAGCACAGCCUUUGUCUUUUUGCUAAACAACAUUACGGUACAGGGCCUUGCCUUUUUUGCGCCGACCAUUGUUGCUACCAUCUACAAAGACAGGACCGUCGUCCAGAAGCAACUCUUUACGGUGCCCCCUUACAUUGUAGGGGCUUUCUUCACCGUGCUAUUCCCCCUCAUCAGUUGGCGUAUAGACAGACGUCAAAUUUUCUUCAUUCUGUCUGCCCCACUCGUCAUGACUGGAUACAGCAUGUUCCUCGGUUCCCAUGACGCCUCUGUGAGAUAUGGCGCCACGUUUCUCAUUGCUUCUUCAGCAUUCUCUCUCGGCGCCCUCACAAACGCCCAGGUUUCUGCCAAUGUGGUUGGUGAUACCGCCCGCAGCGCCGCCAUUGGCACCAAUGUCAUGUUUGGCAACAUUGGCGGUCUCAUCAGCGGCUGGUCCUACUUGCCCUUUGACUCACCAAACUAUCACAUCGGCAAUGGUCUGAAUUUGGCUGCCGCCGGCACUGGGCUGGUAAUCAGCACUCUCGCCCUGUUGUGGAUGAAGGCAGACAACAAGAGGAGACGUAGUCUGGAUGUCGACGAGAAGCUUCGAGGCAAGACCCAGCAAGACAUUGAGGACAUGGACUGGACUCAUCCAGGCUUUCUGUGGAAGCUGUAG